AUCGGCAUCACAGAUCUAGACGAUCAUUCACGCAAAUCAUUUGGUAUCCACUCAGAGAAGCCGACGAACGCACCGUAUAAUUUUAUUUUCGGGGAAGGUCUUUUGGCAAAAAGUGAUCUGACAAGACGAUGAGCGGUUCUGAGGAGAAAAUAUCACCCGAGUUGCAGCAGUUCUUACUCAAUGAGCAAGCAAAGGCUCAGAUGCAGCAGACAGUCGCACGAUUGACAGACACAUGCUGGGACAAAUGCGUUGGCACACCAGGUCGCUCUUUGGGCAGCAGAGAGGAGGCUUGUCUCAGCGACUGUGCAAAGCGAUUCAUAGAAACAACUCAGUUCAUCAUACAGCGGUUCCAGCAAAAAGCGAGCGCAGGCGGCGGCUUCUAAAUAGUGAACCAUUCAGCCAGAGACUCGGAACAUUACUUUGAGCAGCAACUCGCCUUGCAGCCAGCCAGAUUAGCAAUGCUUCAGUGUUCCUGGUCUUGGCCUGGGGUGGCAAUCAUCAGUAGUAUACGCAUGAACUGGGACAUGCUCCCGAACUGAAGCUGAAAUGAUGUCUUCUUUUUCCUCAGAGUCUUUGCAAUACUGAGCCAUGGCCAGGCUGCACUGUGAUAGAAUGUGCAGAAUGCCAGUCACUAGCUAUAGAGGACUGCUAAUGGUUUAGAGCCAUACAGUCAUCAGUGUUUUAUCUGCACUACUUUGGGCAUCAGCGCCCUUUAUAUGGUACCAUAUAUGUUGUAUGGGUCAAAGCAAGAUCUUUUCCCUGGCCAUCUGUCUGUUUCGCAGAUCUGGAGGCAAGCCCUUUAUGUUGACAUCAACAACAAUGCUGUGCCCUGUGCAGUGGUAAAUUUAUCCUGGAUUGCAGGCAAUUUAAGCAUAUGGGUGCAA
Molecule: messenger RNA, 884 nt
Organism: Coccomyxa subellipsoidea C-169
Lineage: Eukaryota; Viridiplantae; Chlorophyta; Trebouxiophyceae; Coccomyxaceae
Product: mitochondrial inner membrane translocase
Exons: 2
Coding region: 129-383 (84 amino acids)
Source: RefSeq, a predicted model, not a curated record